AUGGAUACUAUCACUGCUUCUAAAUCUAGAUUGCAUUAUGCUAAGGUUUGUGUUGAAAUAGGAGCCAAAGAGGAAAUUCCAAAAUCUAUCAAAGUAGAACUUGCUAAUGGUCAAACCACUCUUAUCUAUGUUGAAGUUCCCUGGUUCCCGAGUAGAUGUAGCAAAUGUAUCUCUUUUGGUCAUUCUGAUAAAAACUGUCAUGCAAAACAAUCAACAUCUCAUUCCACUUUGAAAAUAUGGAGAAAAAAUACUGACUCUUCUGCUAAUUUAUCUUCUAGUAAAGAAGAAUUGCAGAACCAAAAGCAAAACUCCUCCAUCUCUAAGGAGCAGUCUGAUACUACUGACAGUAAUACAGAAGAUGCUACUUCUAGUCAUUCUCCUAUCCUAACUGAUCUUUCUUCCAAGGAUGAUUCUUCAGUUCCUCAUAGUAUCUCUGCUAGGGAUGGAAUCAUUCCUUCUUUAGUACCUCACAGCAACCCGACUAGUGAUGUAAUUAUUUCCUUAAAUCCUACUUUACCUCCCAGUGAUGAAUCUGUCCAAGAGGAGAUUCCCCCUGUGUCUCAAUCUGAAAUGAUCAAGAGCCUCUCUUUAUUCCAAAAAGAGGUAGACCAAUAA
This is a messenger RNA of Hibiscus syriacus, 615 nucleotides long. RefSeq lists its product as uncharacterized. NCBI's taxonomy places the organism in Eukaryota, Viridiplantae, Streptophyta, Magnoliopsida, Malvales, Malvaceae. The coding region runs from base 1 to 615 and encodes 204 amino acids. The transcript has a single exon. The record is from RefSeq and is a predicted model, not a curated record.